UAGCAUCGAAGAAAAAACAAUAUUGGUAAAAAAAAUAAAAUAAAAUAAAGUAAAGAAAAAGUCUGGCCGUUGUUUAGGUUUAUAAAGCACGGACAGGCAAACAGCUUGGAGUACAAGGCUGAGCCAUCUUCGCCUGACACCGUUUGUUCUAAACCAUAUAUAUCAGAGUUUGUAUAUAUCUCUUUAUAUUGCAGCUGAAGAAGAAGGAAAAAAUAGUUCUCAAAGUUAUUUUUCUUUUCAUUGAAGGCGUCCUCUUUUACAAUCUGGCUAGGCAGAGGCCAGCAUCUCUUAUGCAUGAUUUGAUUUGGGUUCGCCAUUUGGCAAGGAUUUUCUUUCACUCUGGCCGCUGCAAAAAAGUCAAAAUCUUCUCGCACCUUUAAAGGGGUGUGGGGUGACAAUGAAAGAUUGAUUGUGCUUUAUGUUGGAACAUCAAGGUCAUCAACUGUUUGGAGAUUGUGCCGUGUUUUGGAGGGGUUAUCUUUGGAUUAUGGCUAAGGCCAUCUAUGGCUGAGUUUUCGGAAGCUUGACUAGUAAAGCCAGGUCUUCAUUUCAGGCUUCUGGAGUUUAAUGACCAGUGUAGUUUGAUCAUUGUUUGUUUUCCAAAACAAAAAAAAAAAAAAAACAAAAAAAAAAAAAGAAGGUAUUGCUAUGUGGAUGUAGCUCUUGUAUUGCAACAAUGGUGAGAUUUUCGUGUUUUAAUGCUCACAUCCAUACCCACAAACCUAAGAAAACUCUUCAUCCUUCAGUUGAGUCCUUGCAUAAGUCCUUGCAAGAUUGCUCUCGUGGUAGUUUUUCAGAUGAUUUAUCUAACAAGACAAGCCCCUUAUUGUUGAGUUCACAAGUAGUGGGAGAUGCUCAAGUUAAUAAUGGUGCUAAGCAUGUUUCUUCUGUUGGCCGUGGUUGGAAGUCAGAGGACAUGAAGAACAAGUUUGUCAUUGAUAGUGAUUUACUGAUUCCUCAUAGAGGGAAUCUCAAGAAAAGUCAGUCUCUGGGAAGUGGAUUAUACCGGGAGGGGAGGGUUUCUGCCGACAAUGACUUUGAAGAAGAGACAGAUCAAGGACUUUCUUGUGAUGGUUCCCAGGACCGAAAUGGGUUUGGUGCAAGAGAUGGAAGCAAAGACAGUGACGUAAGCCCACAUGAUCAGUAUCAAAAAGCGCCAACCUUAGACACUUUUCACGUAAGUAGUGACAUUGUCAAUAAUGAAUCAAUUUUCUUAAAUGGGGACCAACCACAUUCUGAAAAGGAACCCCAGGACCAUUCUAAAACUCCAUUAUCUGGUGAGUUGGCUGGUGAGUGUAGUGACCAGACAUUACAUACACUGCGUCGGGUUGUAAAAUCACGCUCUUUACCCGACCUUGGUGCUUGUACGCCUACUUCUAGACGUCGUACACGUUUUGGUCCAUGUUCAAGGUCCUCUGAAAAUCUGCAUGUUCCGGACAUGAGCUGGAAAGAUAUUACAGUUCACGAGGUUGAAAAACAUUCAGUGGGAGGAGAAGUAGGAGAUGACAAUAUCUGUAAAGCGGAGAAAGGUACUUUUGAUAAUUAUGAGUCUUGCGAUUAUUCUGGUUUAGCAAAGGACUGGAUCAUGCCGGUUGUGGACAAGGUCGACACUGGGAAAAACGUCCAGGAAGAGUCCUUGCUUCACCAGUGGGACGAAUUGCCAAACAAGGAUUUUAAGAUUAAGCGCAUUGAGGAGUGGGUUAAUGAUCUACAGCAUUGCAGCCCGUUGGAAGAAGCCAAUGAGUCAUUAGAUUGUAAAGAUAACAUGAAGAGAGAUUCCGGUUCGUUAAAUGGAUUGGCUGCUGCAAAGAUGGAAGAUAAAGUCACUCCUGGCAUGGAUGCUGCAAAAAGAUAUAUAUCUUCCUUAGGCGCAUCUGCUACCACAGCACAGCUGGCUAAUCAUGGAUUGGUUGUGAUCCCAUUUCUCAUUGCAUUUGCAAGUCUGAGGGUGCUCAAUCUAUCAGGAAAUGCAAUAGUGAGAAUAACAGCUGGUGCUCUUCCACGGGGACUUCAUACGUUGAAUCUGUCAAAAAACAGUAUUUCAACUAUUGAGGGGUUGCGUGAACUCACAAGACUCCGUGUGCUAGACCUGAGUUACAACCGAAUUCUCAGAAUUGGACAUGGCCUAGCAUCUUGUUCCUCUCUGAAGGAGUUGUACUUGGCUGGAAACAAGAUCAGUGAGGUUGAGGGUCUUCACCGCCUAUUGAAACUGACCGUGCUGGAUUUACGUUACAACAAAAUCUCGACAGCCAAAUGUCUUGGCCAGCUUGCAGCUAACUACAAUUCCCUGCAAGCCAUCAGCUUGGAAGGUAACCCAGCACAAAAGAAUGUUGGUGAUGACCAGCUGAAGAAAUAUCUUCAGGACCUUCUUCCCCAUUUGGCUUACUUCAACCGGCUACCAAUUAAAGCCAGUACUUUGAAGGAUUCUGCAGAUAGAUCAGUUCGGCUAGGCAUCAAUUCACACCAGUUUGAUCGCAGCCUGAGACCAGAUCACAAGGCUACUAGGAAAGGCAGCCACAUUCUAACUUCUCAGAGGCCACCGUCUUCAGCAGCUCACGGUCGUGGAAGUCAAGCAGCAGUGUCUCCAAAACACUUGAAGGGAAGGCAUGGCCGCCUGCCUCCAAAUGGGACUAAAGCACCAUCUCAUAAUCGGCAUCAUUAUUUUGACUUUGGCAGCAAAAUUAUGAACUUCAAACCAGAUCUCUCGAUGCGCAGGAGUAGAAGUGAGGAGACUUUGGGAGCUAUUUGAGAUUGUUUUUCUCAUGCUUUAGAGUAUGGUUUCUUAUUUUCUGUUUCGCUUGUGGGUAUGUUUGUUUGAAUUACGUUUCGCCUAUUUACCAAAGCAGACUUGAACUUGAUUUGCAA
Morus notabilis is the source of this 2865-nucleotide messenger RNA. RefSeq lists its product as uncharacterized. Bases 677 to 2749 code for a protein of 690 amino acids. Lineage: Eukaryota; Viridiplantae; Streptophyta; Magnoliopsida; Rosales; Moraceae. Gene Ontology annotation, molecular function: protein kinase binding. The transcript has 5 exons. The record is from RefSeq and is a predicted model, not a curated record. Gene Ontology annotation, cellular component: cytoplasm.